GCGAUGACCGACGUGUCGCCGUGCCUGACUACUGCGGCCAGGCAAUGACCGACGUGUCGCCGUGCCUGCCUGACUACUGCGGCCAGGCAAUGACCGACGUGUCGCCGUGCGUGCCUGACUACUGCGGCCAGGCAAUGACCGACGUGUCGCCGUGCGUGCCUGAGUACUGCGGCCAGGCGAUGACCGACGUGUCGCCGUGCCUGACUACUGCGGCCAGGCAACCUGACUACUGCGGCCAGGCAAUGACCGACGUGUCGCCGUGCGUGCCUGACUACUGCGGCCAGGCAAUGACCGACGUGUCGCCGUGCCUGACUACUGCGGCCAGGCAAUGA
Messenger RNA from Emiliania huxleyi CCMP1516, 332 nucleotides. RefSeq lists its product as hypothetical. The record is from RefSeq and is a predicted model, not a curated record. The transcript has a single exon. The annotation marks the transcript as partial. Lineage: Eukaryota; Haptophyta; Isochrysidales; Noelaerhabdaceae.